AUGUCGUUAAAUGAUUGUGGUCGUUGUCAAGAGAACGAUGAAAUUGAUGGAACAUCAUGGACCAAUAAAAUAUUUGUCAUCUAUUUAAUACAAAGAUUAGUAUUUUGGAUUAGAAUUAAAAUGCCAGAAGAUGAUUUUGAUAAAUCAUUUUCAACUUUAAUCUCAAAAUUAGGUCAUCCUGUUGAAGAAAUACGUCUUCGUGCACUUGAAAAUCUUCAAGCUAAAUUAGAUUUAAAAUUAGUUGCUGAUGUUGAUAUACUUCAAUAUAAAUAUUUAUAUAUUAAACUACUUGAAUGGUUUAAUUUUCCAUCACCACCUAAACGAGAUGCUGUUCUCGAUAUAGUUUUAAAACUUUCAAAAAAUGAAUCAGCUGCAUACAAUCUUCAUUCAAUUGGUGCUGUCGAUUUUUUUAAUGCACUUCGAAUUGAUUUAACACCUGAACUUGAACGUCGUGUUGAUGAAAUUCUUGAAAAUAUUCUCUCACAACAUUUUAUUACUGAAGCAACAUCGAAUAUUAGUCGAACAAGUUCAACAUCAUGUCAACUUUUAAAAUCAAAUACUCAAGUCGAAUCGGCAAAUUCAACCAUGUUUCAAUUACCUUUAUUUAAUUUAAGUCAACAACAACCACUAGAAUUAUCAUCUCGUCGAUACGAUACAAUUAAUUCUACUUCACAUAGUUUAUCAAAUCAAUCGAAUACACGAGGAAUAUUAAAAAUAACUGCACCAUCAGUUUCGGAUCUUUUAUCGACAUUAGGUGAUAAUCAUAAUCAAUCUACAUGUCAAUUUAUAACAUUAUUUCCAUUGAUUAAUUUAACACAAUCAGAUCGAACUGUUCUUACAAAUUUAGAAAAUACACUUUUAUUACGAGAUGAUCCUUCAAUUGUUAUUAGUCAUUGUCAUUUUUUAUCAAAUGUAGUUCUUAAUGAUUUUCCAGCCGAACUUUUUCUACAAAGAUCUUUUAUUCUCAAGCGUUUACUUGGUUUAUUAAAUGAAACUAAUGAAGAUCUUAUUAAAGCAUCACUUUCAUGUUUAAAAGAUUAUACAAUUCAUUUACAAAGACGAAUAAAAAUUCUUCGUGAUCCAGCAUGUUUUUGUCCAAAUCUCGAUUCUAAUUCAGAUGGAACAAAAGAACAAACUCAGGAUGAUUUUAAUAAUACAAUAACAAGUGCUCGAUCUGUUUCUUCAAUUAAUUCAGCAACAUCAAAUGGUUAUCGUUAUCCUUCUCAAUGGUCUUUAAAACAUGAUGAAUCUCCUCAACUGGAUCAACCAUCAUCAUUUGAUAUCUUAGAUUUUUGUUAUACAAUAUUACUUGGAACAUUUGAUUUAUUACGUCGAUCAACAUUAAAAGAUUGUCUUCAUAUAUGUUUACAAUUAAAUAAUUCAAUAUGUCAAAUAAUUGAUUUAUUUGUUAAACAUAAUUAUGGAUUAAUGAAUUUUGAAUAUUAUUCUGUAUUAUUUUAUCGUUUACAUUCAUUGAUUAAACAACAAAUAACAAUAGGUUAUACAUUUCAAAGUCGAACAGUAUAUAUUCAUAGUUUACAUGUUUUUUCAACACUCUUACAUACAAUAGAAUGGUCAGAUGAGGUUAUUAUUCAAUUAACACAAGAAUUUAAUGAAUUAAUUUAUUAUAUUUUAAUGGAUGAAUGUUUUAAUUUAUCCUAUCCACAUAUACGAGAACGUUUAUUAACUAUCGCGGAAAAAUUUGAUAAAGAUAAUUAUCAAGUUUAUAUGAAAUCAAAUGAUGUUUGUUGUUCAUUUGCAUCUGCUUGUCAAAUUUUAACACUCGAUGAAAAUAAAUCUCAAAAUUUUAUUCCUAUUGUUAAACAUGCUGACGAAGCUUUAUUAGGUUUACCUUAUCAUUUAAAUUUUAAUGUUGUUAAACGAUUGAUUAAUAUUUGUUCAACAAAUAUAUCGAAAUGUGAUAUAUCGGAAAAGAAUUAUUCCACUGAUAUUUUAAUUAAAUAUAUGACAAAUGAAUUAGCUGAAAUACGUACCGCUGUUUAUUGUUCACUAGCAAUGCUUGUUGCGAGUCGUUUAACAGUGGAAGAAACAGUUAAAACGAAUAAAUUAAAGAAAAAUUCGACUAUGGCUGUAAAUUUUGAGGAAAUACAAUUUAUAUGUAAUAUUCGAAUAAUGACUGAAUUAUGUGUUAAUGGUAUGAAUGAUUUAGCAACAAAAGUUGCGGAUUAUUCUCGAUUAAUUCUUCUUCAUCUUUUUCAAUCCAAAUUAAUGGUAUCAAAAGAAUUUUGGAAUAAUCUUAUGACUAUGAUUGCUGUACUUUUACCACAAUUACAAUGUUAUGCAAAUAAAAUUGAUCCACUUGGACAAUGUAUUCUAGCUUUAUCAUCAGAUACUGAAAAAGAGAAAGAAAGUUUAUUAACAUUAAAUCAACGUUUCCAGGCAUCACUUCGAUAUUUAUUUUCAAAAGAUAAAGAUGUUCGAAAAACAGGCUAUCGUCAAUGUGUUGGUUAUUUAUUAGCAAAUACUCGUAUAAGACUCGAUGAUUUUUAUCAAUUUUAUCCAGCUGAUAAGUUAUUUGAUUUAUUUAUAACUGCACAACCAACAAAUAAUGCCGAUAUAUUAACGAAAGAAUAUGUCAAUGUCGAAAGUUUUCUUCGUGUUUAUACUAUUUUUACAGAUCGAAAUAAAAUCGAUGCUACUGUUCGUAAAUCAGCAGUGGAACAAAUGUCAAUGAUGUUAAAUGAUCCAUCAUUACAUUCAUCAUUUCUUAAUCAUGGUGGUUUAGAAAGAAUAUUAGAAGAAUUAAAAUUAAAUGUUAAACGUGAUGAUCUUAUAUGUCAGACGGAUUAUACAUCAAUGAUACCACCAUGUGCAAAAAUAAUUCGAUUAUUAAUUCAAUACAAUAGAAGUAUACAAAAGAAAUUUUCAUUAGACAAUGAAUUACUUAAACUUUUAUUUAAAACAAUUGUCUGUUGUCAUAGUGAUCUUGAAACUGUAUCAAAUUUAGCACAUACAUUUGUAUUACUUCUUUUUGAUCGAACUUUACUUACAAAUUCUUUAACUGAUCAAGAAUUUCAACAACAAACAUUUUCUAUUGAUUUUCUUUUAGCUAAAAAUUUUCAAUUUCCUAUUCGUGCUCCAAUUCAAACAUCAACUUCAUCCAUAAUAACAACAUCUCUCAAUCGUCCCGAUCCAUUACGAGAAGCAAUUGUUCAACAAAAAUUUCGUUUUGUCUGGAAUACAUUAUGGCACGGAAAUGCGCAACAAUUAGAUCAUGAUAUGGAUACAACAUCAUUUAAUAAUGAUGAACAAGUCGAUUUUCAAUCUAAUAUGAUAUUAAAUGAAAAUGAUCAAAAAUGUUUUUCAUUAACAUAUACACGACGAACAAUAAGACUUCAAUUAAAUUUAUUAAAUGAAUCAAAUAAUCAUGAAUCAGUUAUUGAAACAUUAAAUGCAAUACGAUGUCUUCUUUUACUUGUUACACAUGAUAAUGUUCAUUUAAUUGAUUUUAAUCAAUUAGGAACAAUACUUGAUAAAUAUUUUAAAAUCAUUCCAUCAUCAUGUCAAGAUGAAAAACUUCUUCAAUCUGUAUUUGAACUUCUCGAACAAAUAUCCUAUGGUUUACAUUUAUCAAUAAAAACUGAUGAUCAUUUAUUUUUCGAUUGGUUUAAACAUAUAUUAUUAAAUCCAUUUUUAUCAUUACUUGCAUCAAAUAAAGAUUUUGGUGAAAUGCGACAAACAAAAAGGGAUUUAUUAAAAAAAUUAUUUCGAUUUUUAACAUCAUUUUAUUCUCAUGAAAUCGUUUCAUCAGAAUUUUUUACUGAAAAACUUUUUACAAAUAUUUUUUAUUAUAUUAAACAAAGUAGUAGUCAUACAUUUUCAAAAUUAACAUUAAUUACUGGUGCCAUUGAUGUUUUACAUCAAAUAACAUCGAAAUCAAAAUGGUUUAUUAUUUUUGAAAAUGAAUAUCUAAAAAAUAUAGCUGAUGUAUUAAUUGCUGUAAUUGAAAUAUUUCAAGAAGGACGAAAAGAAGCCUUAUCAGGAUUUAUGGCUCAUGCUUUGAUACGAUCAUUAUCUCAAACAUUAUUGAAUAUAAUAUUAGCAUUAAAAAGUACACUUUCAAUAUCAAAUCGUCGAAAAGAUAUAACACUUUUACAAGAAUGGCUUGAAUUAUCAAGAACAACAUUUGAUUGGUUACGGAAUUUAUGGUUUUCUUCAGAUACUGAAAUUCGUGUAACAUCCUAUGCAUUAACAUCCAUUUUAAUUAGUGAUGAAUGUGGUCGUGAAAUAAUAUUUUCACCACAAAAUCGACUUGAAGAAAGUCAUUUACUUGGAAUUCUUCUUGAUGAAGAUGAAUGUAGUCUUGUUAAAGAACAAGUAUGUAAUAUUUUAAUUAAUUUAACUUACAUAUUAAUCGAUGAUGAAACAAAAUUAGCAACAGCAAUGAUUACACUUCCAGAAUUAAUAACAGCAUUGAAUGAUUGUGAUUUUAUGCAAAGAAUUGGUUCAAAUGUGCUAUCAAAUUUAUAUCCAUUUGUUGCAUUAGAUUUAGAUGCACUUAGAAUUAAUCAUACAACAACAUCACCUGUUUCACCUUUAUUUGUUGCAAAUUUAUGUUCAUUUUUAUUUAAUUUGAAUAUGCUUGGAAUUCAUAAUGAUACAACAGAUUUAAUCAAAUUAAUUCUUUCUUUUCUUGAUGUUCGUCCAUUAGAAUCGAAAAUGAAUACCAAUGUAACAGCACAAGAAUAUCGUUUAUUUCUUGAUAAUAUGUUUUAUAUGUAUACAAAAAUUGCUCAAUAUUUACGACUUAUAUUUGAAUCAAAUACAGAUAUUAUCAAUGAAAUAUUUAAUAAUGAAAAUUUAAUUCAAUUAAUUUCUUUACUUGCUUAUUUUCCAGAAAAUAAAUCGAAUCAAUCGGAAAAUUUUUGGCAAAUUAAAAUUAAUCUUGCUCAUUUAAUUAUUCAUAUUUUACUUCAACAAUGUUCAUCAUUACAUCAAUUAAUAAAUAAUACUAUUGUUCAACAUGCUUCAGCACUUUUCAAUAUACUUACUUUACCAUUGCAUACAAUGAUUAAUGGUUCGAUUAGCGUUGCUAUUUCUAUAAUACUUCAAUUAUUAUCACUUUCAAUUGCACAAUGUACAUUAGAUCAAGAAAAAAAUAUGUGGAAAGAUUUUUUUGAUCAAUCAUCGGAUAAAAAUGGAAUAAAAAUAUUCGAUCAAUUGUUAAUAUUAUAUGAAAAUCGACUUAAUACAGAAUCGAAUGAUACAUUAAAAUUAACUGUGUCAAAUAUGAUUAAAUCAUUAUUAAAUAUAAAUGUUACAGCUAAACAAGAAGCUAUUGAAAAAGGUUUUGUUGAAUCUCAAAUUGAUCAUCUUAAACGUAUUCAAACAAAAUUAACUCUUUUCUCACUUCAAUCAGAUAAAUGCGUUAGCAAAGAUGAGACUCUGAUUGAUGAAUGUGUUCAAGUAUUAUCAAUUCUUAACAAUCUUGCAUAUGAUUGUUCUUCUGCUAAAGAUAUUCUUGCUGCAAAUGGUUUAAUUCCAUUUCUUCAUCAACUAUGGUGUUGGGCUAUUGUUGAUGUUCAAUUAUUAAAUGUUAUUCUUCUUCUUCUAACAACACUGACUGCUAAACAUCGCAAAGGUUGUGUUAGUGUAUGUAGUACAGUUCUUCCAUCGGCAAAUUCAUUUGUUGUUCAAACACCUGAUCAACAACGUCCAUUAUCAAAUUUAUUGUCUUAUGUUCUUCGUCUUGUAACAAAAGCUACAUUAUCAUCUGUAGUAAAUAAUGCUACAUCAAGUAAAAAUCAAACAAUUGAAAUAGCAUUUGAUAUCAUACAAAAUUGUUCAACUGAAAUUGAAGGAAGAAGUAUUGUUUAUAAAUCAAAUUUUUAUCAAAUAUUUAUUGAUCAUUUUGAACGUGUAUCACGUGAUAUAAAUCGAUAUGAUCGACGUUUUCUUGAUGUUAUUAUAAAUAUAACAUUUUUUAAUGAUGGACAAACUAGUAUACUUAAAAAUGCUGAAAUGUUUGCUAUUCUUAUUCGUAUUGCUCAUUCAUCAUCAUCGUCUGUUUUACAACGUCAAGCACUUCUAAUUCUUCGAAAUUUGGCUUUCUCAUCUACACAUAAAGCAAGAAUUGUAUCUGAAUCUAAAUAUGUUCCAACAAUAAUGUCACAUGUUGUUUCAAAGACAUCAGAUACAGCUUAUAUUGGAUUAACAGCUUUGUGGGCAUUGAUUGUUGAUGCUCAAAAGGGCAAAGUAGCUGUUCGUAGUAGUAAUGUAUUACCUGCUCUAUUUGAUGUUAAAACUCAACAACGAAACAAAGAAAAUCUUUUAUGUUAUCAUGCUGUUUCAAAUGUUAUUCAAUUAUUAACAGAAGAUUAG
Molecule: messenger RNA, 6342 nt
Organism: Adineta steineri
Lineage: Eukaryota; Metazoa; Rotifera; Eurotatoria; Adinetida; Adinetidae
Source: the annotation of a GenBank genome assembly